ACAUACGCAGACAAUUGUAGCGGGAAAACGCUACUUGACGUUGCCAUGGUCGGAAAACCCUUCUGAUGCGAGAGGGUGGUUUGCAUUCCCACGAGCGCCGGAGAGAACUCCUCGGUGAGAAAUGGUUGUGUGUUUUGGAGUGAUAAUUUCUGCGAAAUUUUGCGCAACUGUAGUGCAGGACUGCCGAUUCUUCACGGUUGCCAUAGAGUAAGAGCGGGAGCGAGCGAAUCGUUUUAGUGAAGUUUUAUCGCUGCUGUAUCGUUCGGAAAAAGGGGGUUUCACGAAGUGCCGAAGAGUGCCUGCGUAGGGCGCAUAAAUUUUCCUCGCCGGCGACCUGACUGUGACUCUAUACGUACUUAUCGGGUAUGUGUUGGUGUUGAUCGGGUGCUGUAUCCUUAUUUCGCGAGUGUGACGUCGCGGAUUUAUCCUUCUCCUUCGAUGGACUCGAGAAUCGGCAAGUUCAAUUCGCAUUCAGUCAAGGUUGGUCGUUCGGCAUGAUCGUAUGCCGAGGUAAAAGUGCGCGUAGCUUGUCCCCACCGUUAAUGGAAUAGGUGGACUACGGUUCCAGAAGAUUGAUAUCAAGUGUAUGGUGUACUGUCUGGACAGUGGAAGUGUAUGGAAAUUUUCGCGAAGUGAAGAAGGAAAGGAAUGCUGUGAAGUGCUGUGAAAAGCAAUAGAAAAGAAGAAAAUUUUAACGUGGGAAGUAUAACAGCUGGCACAGAAUGCAGUCUGGAAUGUUCGGUUUGCGUUGAACCGGAAGUCCCCGGGACAAGCUACGCGUACUAUUACUGGACCUUCCUUGUCAAAGCCGCUUUUCCGGACCUGGCCAGUUUGGAUUUUAAUUCGUGGUGAAAUCCUUUGGUGGAGUCGAUUUUUGCCAGCGCCCUGCAAACUUUGUGUGGAGGAAUUUUCCCAAGCUGGGGGAUCCACCCUCUCUCACACUGCAUUGAGGUGCGUCAUCUACGUAUUUAGUGUGCAAGAAGCACCAACACUGUUGAAAACAAAAGCAACAACAUUAUUGGACUGUGUCGUCGCUACCGUCGUCGUCAUCAUCGUUGUGUUGCAGAAGAAUAGUCCCAUAGUUUGCAAGGAUGGCGUUGGAGAAGAAGCUUAACGAAAUCAUCGUUUUGAACGAGGGAUACUCCUACAUGGAGAAGGAUGACGAAUCGGUGAUGAUUGCGAACUGCACCUGCACCCUAAUCAAAAGCCACGAUUGCAAUAUCAUAGUCGAUACUAUGACCCCUUGGGACAGCGAUCUACUUUUGCAAAAAUUGCAGGAAAAUCGCCUGAAACCCGAUGACAUCGCUUGGGUGGUGAGCACUCAUGGACACUCCGACCAUCUGGGAAAUAACAACCUCUUCCUCAAGGCAACGCACAUCGUAGGAACUAAUAUCUCCCAGCGGAAUCGUUAUUUUCUCCAUGAUUUUACAAGUGCUCCCUACCGGUUGACGGAUACGAUCGAAAUCGUCGCCACGCCCGGUCACACUUUGUCCUGCGUUUCGCUGCUGGUACGUGAAGGCUGUCUAUCGAGUUCAUCGGGUGCCGCUAUUCCCGUCGGAACAGUGGCCAUCGUGGGUGAUCUGUUCGAACGAGCUGACGAUAUCGCAGACAGUGCCCUCUGGAUGGAAGCAGGUAGCGAGGACUCCAAAUCGCAGCGACGCAACCGUGCCCGGAUGGCAGCCAUCGCUGAUUAUAUUGUGCCCGGACAUGGACCGUGGUUCGCCAUUGAUCAGCAGAUCAGAUCGGAGCUGGAACGGCAGGCUGAGGAGAAGGAGGUGGUGGAGGAGGAGUUGCAACCAAAGGGCAAGGAAUGAUCCCAAAGAAACUGGAAAAGAAGGAGACGACGAAGCACGCACAGUUCUUUUUUUAAAUUAAUUGAUAUUUAUUUUGAAAUUUUGCCAAAAUUUGUGAAGGUUUGAGUUUUGUGUUAACUGUUGGAUUAAUGGUUCAAAAUGGUUUAUUAGAAUGAAAAUAAUUGAAAGGUGUGCUAAAUUGGAUUUGUUGCUUUCGUUGUGCUGAAAAAGAAGCUUUAUUUCAACAAAUGAAAAGAAAAGUGAUCAAGUUUGCUUUCAAUGUGUGUUUUUUUGAACAAAUUUUGGUUUCACGAGUUUGUAUCAGUUAAUAAAAGAAUUUUGCAGGAUUAGGAAUCCACAAAAAAUAUAUUGAAACAAAAAAGAAGAAAUAUUAAACAAGCACGAUAUUAAUAUGCAAAUUUAUGAUCAUACAUGUAUGUUAGUGGAAUUAGAGUUUCAAGUUUCUUAACAAUUAUGUAUUUGUGACAUGGUAAAAACACGUAUUAAAAGAAAAAGCAAACAAAAAUGUAGUAGAUUUAAAUGUUUAAUCUUUGUUCGAAGGAAAACAAAUAGUUCUACAAUUGCAGUUGAACGGUACCAAUUUCCAAAAAGGUUGUGCUGAAAUAAGGAAACAAACACAGUAGUAGAGAACCAUGUUUUGGACCCGUCCGGUUCUGUAGGAGCAUGGGCGGGCCGUGCUUCAGAACAAGAAUGCCAAUGAACACAAAAAUAUGCAAACUAAAAUACUAAAUUAUGAUUGUUUAUUUGUUUAGAGAAAUUAGAAUCGGUACAUAAUAAUACAUCGUUUCAACAGAAAGGCUCGCAAUGGACAACAUCUCAUUCAGAAGCCGAAUGAAAGUAUCAACAUCAACUUUCACACUAUUUGGAUCUAAUUCGAUUUAAAACCGGAGAAUAACAUCAACGAACGGAAGUAACAUCUGGAAAAGAGAAAAGGAAUGCUAAUGUCACUUAUAUAAAGCAAAACACUAAUCAAUGUUGUUAUGAAAAGACAAAUGUUUUUCACUAACCACUAACCAUUAUACGCAGCAGAAUGAUCAUUCAUACCUAACUUCAUGUAUCAAAACUCAUUUCAAACUUAUUCUCUCUUCACCUCGAAGGAGCUCAUUGAAAAAUCUAGUGUUAGGCAUAACCUCAUGCAAAACUGAUAACCGUUAGGACGGAACCGGGUCAGUAGGCAGUCAAGUCGAAAACCCGGCGCCAAAUAAGCAAAGUUGAAAGAUACAAUAAAUAAUGCAAAAAAAAAAACAAAAUUUACAGCAGCAUGCAGCUGUAUCUUUUACUAGCAGAGUAUAAACUUAUUAGCCGUAGAAGAGUGUACUGUAAUAAGGAAAUAGCUUUAAGACCUAAUGUUAAGAAAGCAGCAGCAUGAUCAUUCUUUAAUAUUGUUCAUAUUAUGAAGAAUAUGGAUAAUAUAAUGCACAAGACGCAAAAAAUUGAUGUCUUGUUGAGAAUAUAUUAUAAAUUGUUAAAGAUAAAAGCAAACGCAUAUUAAUAAGAAAGUUAAAUAAUUGAUAUGCUUUAAAUUACCAAAUAAGCAGCAGCAUGAUUUCAACUAUAUGAGCUAUAUCUGUAUGGAAAAAGCGAAAAAUAUCAUUAUGCAAUAUAAAGAAAACAUAUAAAUAUCCAAUAACCAACCAACCACUUGAUUGUAUUGCAUGAAGCAAACUACAAGCAAAUGGACCGCAACGGCAAAUGAAAACGAAAAAACAAGAAAAAAGAAGAAAAAACAAAACAAGUCGAAAACCAAUUAAUUAUCCUUUACAAAAAAAGGAUGACACUCAUUCUGUGCAGAGAAGAGGCACAUAAUGAUUCACUGUAGAACUCGAAAACCAUCUUUAACAACUAUUCAAAAAGGGCAAAACAAGAGAAGAACAACUGUAUGAAUUUCGAAAAUCAGCUGUGAGGCUAACUAAAAUCUCAGCCUGCACAGUGGAACAAUCUAAGAGAAGAACAUCAAGAUCAACCAAGAAGAAGAAGAAAAAACAACAACCACAACAGCAAAACAAA
Armigeres subalbatus is the source of this 3821-nucleotide messenger RNA. Its product is annotated as metallo-beta-lactamase domain-containing protein 1. The transcript is spliced from 3 exons. The coding region runs from base 1092 to 1814 and encodes 240 amino acids. Lineage: Eukaryota; Metazoa; Arthropoda; Insecta; Diptera; Culicidae. The record is from RefSeq and is a predicted model, not a curated record.